AUGCCCUUGUCGACAAGAACCAGGACCCCGACAAACGAAUGUGCACCAGUCGAACGAAUCGAGGCCAUCGUGCAUAAAACUCUUGGCUGCCUUCAAGAAUUUGAUGGAGGUGAAGCGCAGAAGUCUCGCAUCGGCAUCACGGUGGCAUCUUCUUCUUCUUAUGCGGCGGAAGGGCGGAGGGAGAAACAAAAAGUAGAAGUAGAGGGAGAAGAAGAUGUCGACGUCGGUGGGUUCGCAGUGAGCUCUGGGAUCAGCAGACCCCUUGAAAUCCUCAAGCAACUCAACAAGAAAGUCCCCGAUUCCCUCGUCAGAACCCUCGAAAAUGGCUUCACCUCCAAAUACAUCUCCUGGCACAUUGUGAAUCGGAUUAUGAAGUUGCAUGCUCCAGAAUGGUCUGGUGAGGUUCGAAGCGUCACCUACUCUGCUGAUGCCAAGUCUGUAUCGGUUGUGUAUCGCGUCAUGCUCUAUGGAACUGAUGCUGAGGUACAGUUUUCAUAUUUCCAUUUCAUUUCUUUUCUAACCUUUUAAUUUGGAUAGUGUUGUUGGAACUUAUUGUUAUUCACAAUUAUUUAUAUAAACAUUCUAGGGGUGAAAUUCAAUGCAUGUAUUGUAGUAUAUUUAGAAAUAAACUUGUAUUAUAAGUAUAUGCAUCUCGAUCUACAAUUGGAUGAAUGAGAUGCAGAUCAGUUAUAUUUUGCA
This is a messenger RNA of Malus domestica (apple), 699 nucleotides long. NCBI's taxonomy places the organism in Eukaryota, Viridiplantae, Streptophyta, Magnoliopsida, Rosales, Rosaceae. The record is from RefSeq and is a predicted model, not a curated record.